AUGGCGAAUGUGAAAAUAUGCGCAACUGACGUACAACGCGUGCUGCACACUCGAGGUCGGUGCAAGCCGUGUGCUUUUUAUUAUAAUAAACGCAAAGGCUGUCGCAACGGCGAAGAGUGCGAGUUCUGUCACCAUGAAGAGCAUUCGAAGCUGACUUUAAAGCAAUGGAAGAAGCACCAGCAAAGGGCACAUAGGACGAGAUUGCUAGAGGAGUGCGAUUCUACAGAAGUUUUGCUGGAUACAGGAGAAGCUUCUUUUGCUGCUGUGCAUGCAGCAGCAGCAGCACGUGCAGCAGCAGCACAUGCUGCUGCUGCAGCAGCAGAAGCAAACAGCCAUCCACUCAUCAGCCGCCCCUAUGCUCUGAAUAAUGCUGCAGCAGCAGCAGCAGCAGCAGCAGCAGCAGCAUUUAUCCCUGACCCUCUUACUCAGGUUGCAGGAGAUUUAGCAGAUUUAACUGCAGGGGAGGUGACGCUGCCAGAGGGAAGCUGA
Molecule: messenger RNA, 489 nt
Organism: Eimeria acervulina
Lineage: Eukaryota; Apicomplexa; Conoidasida; Eucoccidiorida; Eimeriidae
Exons: 4
Coding region: 1-489 (162 amino acids)
Molecular function (GO): metal ion binding
Source: RefSeq, a predicted model, not a curated record